Fusarium graminearum PH-1 is the source of this 2268-nucleotide messenger RNA. RefSeq names its product cell division control protein 12. Gene Ontology annotation, biological process: cytoskeleton-dependent cytokinesis. Bases 196 to 1353 code for a protein of 385 amino acids. The transcript is spliced from 4 exons. Gene Ontology annotation, molecular function: GTPase activity; GTP binding; molecular adaptor activity. Lineage: Eukaryota; Fungi; Ascomycota; Sordariomycetes; Hypocreales; Nectriaceae. Gene Ontology annotation, cellular component: cytosol; cell division site; microtubule cytoskeleton. The record is from RefSeq and is a predicted model, not a curated record.
GCACGAGCUGUCCUGACCCCAAGUCAAACCUCCCUCUCCACCUUAACCUUUGCACUCGUUCGACCUUCAUCGCGAUAUUGCAUUGCAGUUGGUUGUUGACUUGUAUUGAUUGUCUCUUUUAACGUCGUCUUUAUCGUCUUUAAUUCUCCUUCACUUGACCGUUUUACCCUUGUACUCGAGUAAUCAACAGACAAGAUGGCUUCUGCAGCUGCCGAGAACGCUUCACCGAUUGGUAUUGCCAAUCUGCCCAACCAGCGACACAAGAUUGUCGCGAAGCGUGGCGCCGGCUUCACUAUUAUGGUUGCUGGCGAGUCUGGUUUGGGCAAGACUACCUUCAUCAACACUCUCUUCUCUACCACCAUCAAGAACUACGCCGAUCACAAGCGACGCCACCAGAAGCAGGUCGACAAGACCGUCGAGAUUGAGAUUACCAAGGCCGAGCUUGAGGAGAAGUUCUUCAAGGUCCGAUUGACCGUUAUCGAUACCCCCGGAUUCGGCGACUAUGUCAACAACCGCGACUCUUGGAUGCCCAUCAUCGAGUUCCUCGACGACCAGCACGAGUCUUACAUGCUCCAGGAGCAGCAGCCCCGCCGUCAGGACAAGAUUGAUCUCCGUGUCCAUGCCUGCUUGUACUUUAUCCGCCCUACCGGCCACACCCUCAAGCCUCUCGAUAUUGAGGUCAUGAAGCGCCUCUGUUCGCGCGUUAACUUGAUCCCUGUUAUCGCCAAGGCUGAUACUCUCAGCCCUGCCGACCUGGCCAAGUUCAAGCAGCGAAUUGUCUCUGUCAUCGAGGCCCAGAACAUCAAGAUCUACCAGCCCCCGAUCGAGGAGGACGACGAGGCCGCUGCCCAGCACGCUCGCAGCCUUAUGAACGCCAUGCCUUUCGCCGUUAUCGGUUCCGAGAAGGAUGUCAAGACUGGUGAUGGCCGCAUCGUUAAGGGUCGCCAAUACUCUUGGGGUGUCGCCGAGGUUGAGAACGAGGACCACUGCGACUUCAAGAAGCUCCGCUCUAUUCUGAUCCGAACACACAUGCUCGACCUUAUCCACACCACCGAGGAGCUGCAUUACGAGGCUUACCGCGCCCAGCAGAUGGAGACCCGCAAGUUUGGCGAGGCCCGUCCCCGCAAGCUCGACAACCCCAAGUUCAAGGAGGAGGAGGAGGCUCUCCGAAAGCGAUUCACCGAGCAGGUCAAGAUCGAGGAGCAGCGCUUCCGACAAUGGGAGCAGAAGCUCAUUUCCGAGCGCGACCGCCUCAACAAGGAUCUCGAACAAACUCACGCUCAGAUCAAGCAGCUCGAGCAGGAGCUGGAGCAGAUGCAGGGCAGCGCUGUCCGCAGUCACGGCCGCCGCUAAGCGAUAUCGAGUGGACCGUUAUGCGUGCAUGCAUGGCUGCAGUUGGACAGUCAUUUCAAAUUUCUUUUACCUGGAGCUCCAUUUUGGGGUUUGGAGUUGAAAAAUGAAAGGUCCGAGAAAUACCAGAAGAAGAGGACUGUUGGGGGAUAAAGAGUCCCCGGGUAUACCUGCUCGCUUUACCUGCUGAGGUCACGAAUGAGUUGCCCUUUGUGGGACUCGUUAUCAUGGCCACGGCAUGUUGUGUAGGAGUUAUGAUUCCCUCCCCACGAUUUUGUGUUUGUUCUUGGUUGCUGUACCGGCAGCUCACACCUACAAGUACGAGACGCCUUCGAAGCGAACAAGACGUAUGGAGAAAGCCUUGAUAGUCUUGCCCUUUUUUUUUAUUACAACCUUUUACUAGAGCCCUUUCCCUCAGCUAGGCACAUUUUAGUUCCGAUGUAAUUUCAAUCACAACAUUUUAUGAUACCAGCCUCGGUUUUGAAGUGCUUUCACCAUUUGUGGUAGAACCUCGAUAAUAGAUACCCAGUCCUAUGAACCUUUGCCAAUAAUAUCCCAUUGUUUGUACAAAAGUUGAUCCGUGGAAACAAUUACCAAACUCCAUGCUGCCGAUUGACUGAUUCAUAUUCGAAAGAAAAGCCCUGUCCAUUGACAUAUUGUGAAUUCGGACUUUGAAACAAGUCCAAGACCACAAUUGUCUUUCCAUCUAGGACAUUACCCCCGACUCCAAUUGCUAUAAGGCAUCCAUGCUGGCUCGAGUAGUCAGUUGCUCGUUCUUGUUUCCAAGUCGCGAAAUCUGCAGAAACAUAUCCGUUCCGUAACCUUCAAGGCUAUGUAAGUCGAGGUUUCCGGCCCAGUACUCGGCGUAGACGCGACUCAAGGGCAGGCCCAUGCCGAGCCGCAGAUUGGGCGGUCGGC